Molecule: messenger RNA, 267 nt
Organism: Pelobates cultripes (western spadefoot toad)
Lineage: Eukaryota; Metazoa; Chordata; Amphibia; Anura; Pelobatidae
Source: the annotation of a GenBank genome assembly
AUGCGUACUAUGAGUGCCGCACAUGCGCGUAGUAACAUCCCGCUCACGCAUGCGCAUAACGGCAAACUGCCGCGCAUGCGCAUAGCAACAUCCUAUUCGCACAUGCGUACUAUGAGUGCCGCACAUGCACGUAGUAACAUCCCGCUCACGCAUGCGCAUAACGGCAAACUGCCGCGCAUGUGCAUAGCAACAUCCUAUUUGCGCAGGCGCAAAACAGAAUCCAACAACCACCUGGCUUGGACGCAAAACCCCUGUAGGGUCCUAUAG